AAAGUAUUUCAAACACCUGAAAUCAAUGAACUUGUCCAUCUAAUUGUCCACAGUGCAAAAUUAGAAUUUUAGAAAUUGUAGAAUCGUAGAGAUCAAGCUGAGUUAACAGCUUAUGCAAUUCAAUUGGAUAUUUGUUUCUUAAAAACAUCAAGAGCUAAAGUAGAGCAGCAACAGAGAAUUAUAGGAAAAUGAAGUUUAUUUAUUUUUAAGAGUGAGUUGUUUAAAUUUCAAAAGGAUAUUUUCUGUUAAGAAGAAAUCUUUUUAAUUAAUUAUGCAUAUUCUUUUGAAAAUAAAUCAGAAUGAAUCUCAAGUGAAAACUGAUCGGUUUUGCUAUCCUUUGUCAAUUCUCCUGCUUUCCUCGUCGUAUAAGGUACACAAAGAGUUGCUAGGGAACCUGAGUAUACACAAAACUUAUCAUCAUCCAGCUCGAAGCGAAACAACGUGACUACGUGUAUGGUUAAAAGAGUUUUCCAAGAGUUUUCUAUAACUGAUUCAAUGUUAAGGUGAAGUGUUGCAAAGAAUCGUCAUGCUGCUCAAAUAUUUGGGCAAUGUUAUGCCACCAUAUGAUUACGAGAACCGAGUGGUGGGUAUUGUAUGGUCGCCGAACAAUUUAAAACUAGCUGUCGCCUCCUCCGAUCGUUCCAUUUACCUUUUCGAUGAGAAUUGCGUGAAACGGGACAGGUUCUCGACGAAACCCGUCGAUUCGAAGUUUGGCAAAAAGAGUUAUGUGAUCAAGGGUAUUGCCUUCUCUCCAGACUCGACCAAAAUAGCAGUUGGCCAGACAGACUGUAUAAUUUACGUUUACAAAAUUGGGGAACAAUGGGGAGAGAAGAAAGUGAUUUGCAACAAGUUUCGCCAAAGUUCCGCCGUCACUUGCUUAAUUUGGUUAACCGAGGGGCCAAUUAUAGUUGGCUUGGUGGAUGGGAAAGUUCGAGCGGCGCUGGUGAAAUCUCAGAAGGCUCAGACACUUUACACGGCUGAUUCAACGACAAUCGCGUUGGCACCGAACGUGCGAGGAACAGGUUUCCUAUCCAGCCACGCCGACGGGAGCAUAAUAAAAUAUCAUUUAACCGAGGACGGUAAUCACGAGCCCUCGGGGCGUAUCUGCACCCAUACCGUGCCGGCGUACGCACUAGCUUGGACUCAAUCUCACGUCAUGGCCGCGGGAUGCGACAGGCGCGUGGUGUUUUACGAUUCUCGUGGAAAGCUGGUGAAGAGCUUCGAUUACAGCCGCGAGAACGAAAAGGAAAUAGCGACAGCCUGUUGCAGCCCCAGCGGGCAGAGCGUUGCCAUCGGUUCCUGGGACAAGAUACGAAUCUUGGACUGGAGUCCACGACGGUCUGUUUGGGAGGAGGCGAAUUCCAGGGCCUUGCCCAACUUCUACACCGUCACCGCAAUAUCCUGGCGUCGCGAUGGUUCCAGGCUGCUGGUAGGUAGCCUCUGCGGUGCUGUGGAGCAGUUCGAAACAGUGCUGAAGAGAACGGUGAUACGUGGCAGCCACGAGGUAGCGUACGUUGGACCCAGCCAGGUGGUAAUCCGGCCAUUGAACGAGGGCAAUCGACCGGUGAUCGUCAGGUCACAGACUGGUUACGAGAUUGAGGACGUGAAGGUGCUCGGGAGGGCUGACAACAACGUAGUCGCCCGCACAGCCAAUACCCUGCUGCUCGCCGACAUUGAACUGAAUCUGAUCAGCGAAAUCCCCUGGGACGACAAGAGCAACAGCGAGAAGUUCUUCUUCGAGUACCCAAGAGUCUGCCUGAUCUUCUGCUCCGGCGAGCUGACUAUAGUCGAAUAUGGGAACAACGAGGCGUUGGGCUCGGUGAGGACAGAAGCGGUGAAUCCUCACGUUGUUAGUGUGAGGAUCAAUGAGAGGCAAGCCCCAGGAGCACCAGACAACAAGAGACUUGCUUACCUGUUGGAUCCCAGGACUGUUCGUAUCAUGGAUCUGAUUACUGGCCUCACUAUUACUAUGAUCUCUCACGACGUGCGGGUGGAUUGGUUGGAACUAAGCGAGACUGGCCACAGGUUGCUGUCCAGGGACAAGAGAGCUAGGUACGGAUGUUUCAUUUCAUUGGCUCGCGUGUUUCAUGAUGUGAUUGUUCCUUUGUUAUUUGAUCUUUUCUUUUUCUUUUUCAUAUGGUUUAUUAGAGUAGUUUAUUAAGUAGGUGAAGACGAUUAUUCCAUGUAUGGCGCAGAGAAUUGGCUUCAGUGAAACAACCUAAUAGAAUUGGAAAUAAGAUAUGAUUGGCAAUGAAGUAUAGAAUUAUAUCCAGCACUAUUUAUUAUUGGAAGAAGUAUUCAAGUAUCAUGAAAAAUGACUUCUUUAGUAACGUUGUACAAAUUUCGAGAACAGAAGUAGAAUCGUCUGGAAAAAGAGAUCUAAGAGUAGAAGCUUUAAGCUCUGAAACAAGACCAAGCGGAAGGUUGUACGAUUUUUUUUCAUGAAGUUAUAACAAUUGAAAUUAUUGGCGAUUUUUCAUCCAACGUACGAAUACUUUUGUGAGUUGCUCCACAUACAUUUCAACAUUUCAAAUUUAUAAAUAAGCAUCUUCAAGCGUAAAUAAUACAAAAUACAGAGAGGAGGAAAAUUCUAGAUCCAACCAGAUAAGUAUAACUGUGAAAAAUCAUAAAUUAAUGCCUUCCAUUGAUUAUUUUCUUAAAAUUAGAUCAAUUCAUGGACAUCGAAAAGCUAGCGCCGCGUAGCGGUGAAACGGUGCAACUAAUUUAUAUUGCUGUCCUUGUCGCACGCUGUUGCUCUCCUUGUCUACCACGCAUAUAUGUCUGUCCUUGUCGCACGCUGUUGCUCUCCUUGUCUAACGCGCGUAUACGUCUAUCCUUGUCACACACUACUUCCCUCUUUGUCUAACAACGCUAGACAAGGAAAGCAACAGUGUGCGACAAGGACAUCUUUCGAUCUAUUGAAAAAAAAUUCAACUUUUUACACACACAUUUUCCUAGGACAAAACACACAUAGAAAGAAAGCGGGGAGCCCAAUUUUAAGGAAGCACAUAAAAAAGUCCGCAAAUUAUUCCUCUUAAUUAGGUUUUUUUCAUAAUUAGUGCGAACUGUCACAAAAUGGACAUGGUGGCGC
This is a messenger RNA of Frieseomelitta varia, 3091 nucleotides long. RefSeq names its product intraflagellar transport protein 172 homolog. The coding region runs from base 527 to 2161 and encodes 544 amino acids. Gene Ontology annotation, molecular function: protein binding. Gene Ontology annotation, cellular component: ciliary basal body; intraciliary transport particle B; axoneme. Gene Ontology annotation, biological process: intraciliary transport. The transcript is spliced from 6 exons. Lineage: Eukaryota; Metazoa; Arthropoda; Insecta; Hymenoptera; Apidae. The record is from RefSeq and is a predicted model, not a curated record.